Raphanus sativus (radish) is the source of this 824-nucleotide messenger RNA. Its product is annotated as chaperone protein dnaJ 49. The record is from RefSeq and is a predicted model, not a curated record. The coding region runs from base 136 to 774 and encodes 212 amino acids. NCBI's taxonomy places the organism in Eukaryota, Viridiplantae, Streptophyta, Magnoliopsida, Brassicales, Brassicaceae. The transcript is spliced from 2 exons.
AAGGAGAAGCAAUCAAUUUAUAUGAAUCAUCCGAACUAGAGAGUGUUUAUUGCAUGCUUUAGUUCUUAUUUUUGCUCCUAAGAAACUUCGUAUUGAUAGUGAAUAAAAGGGAACUAAGUAAGAACUAUCAACAACAUGGAUAAGGAUGAAGCGAAAAGGGCAUUGGAUAUUGCUGAGAAGAAACUUUCAGAGAAAGAUUACGAUGGAGCCAAGAAAUUUGCUAACAAGGCUCAGAAUAUGUACCCGGAGCUUGAUGGCUUGAAACAAGUGUCGAUGAUGAUCGAUGUUUAUAUCUCUGCAGCAGUCAAGAUCAAUGGAGGAACAGAAUCUGAGUGGUACGGUGUUCUUGGUGUUGAUUCUAUGGCUGAUGAUGAAACAGUGAGGAGACAGUACAAGAAGUUAGCCCUUUUGCUUCAUCCGGACAAGAACAAGUUUAAUGGAGCGGAAGGCGCGUUUAAGCUGGUUUUACAUGCCUGGUCUCUGUUAUCUGACUGGGAUGAGAGAGUCCUCUAUGAUGAAAGGAGGAUGGGGAAGGAGAAGAAACCACCAACAAGUGCGAAGGCUAAGGAGGCGCCUGUGAAACCAUCAACUCAGUUUUGGACAAAGUGCACUGAAUGUAAGACACGAUGCGAAUAUUGGAGGGAUCCUUAUCUUAACAAGACCGUACUUUGUCCAAUGUGUGGUAAGACUUACAUUGCAACCGAGCAAAUUCCACGGGCAAAUGUUAGGCAAGCCCGCAGGGUUUACAAUGUACAGUAUGGAUUUUACAUAUAAGUCUUAACUGUUUGACUUUUUUUAAGAAGUCUAAUAAGAUGUUGAUUUUU